AUGGAUGCCCUCGAGCAGAUCUUCCUCGACUUCACCUCCUUCGGGGCGGGCCAGUCGGGGUCGUCGGAGAUGGACUCCGCCAAGUUCGUCAAGCUCGCGAAGGAUUGCAAAUUGGUGGGCAAGAACUUGUCCACGACCGACUUAGACCUAAUCUUCACAAAAGUCAAGGACAAGACCGCGAAGAAAAUCAACUUCGACACCUUCGUGGAGGCCGUGGAGCUAAUCUCGGAGAAGCUCGGCAAGAGCAAAGACGACGUGAUCCUCCUCAUCGUCUCCGCCAAGGGCCCCACAACCGGCGCGGCCACUGUUGCCGACAACGUGCGGUUCCACGAUGACAAGUCCACCUUCACCGGAGUGCACAACAACGGCGGGCCUACCAACAUCGACGGCCACAACGUCGACAUGGCGAACCAGCUCGACCGCUCGGAGGGCGCCGACGUGAGGGGGGUCAAGGAGUACCAGAACGACUCCCGCAGCAGCGGCUCUUCGGCGGUCCCUAGGCGCUCCAGCCAGGGGGAGACGGCGCGGCGUGCCUCCGGUGGCAAAACCACAGCCCAAAGGAAGUCAUCCACCCAAGGCAAGGGAGCGGCGACGGCUACCGCUUCCUCUGCCGCCGCCCCGCGCAAGUCCUCGUCCUCUGCCGCCGCCCCACGCAAGUCUUCGUCUUCUGCCGCACCGCGCGGAUCAGCCAGCAUCGGCCCGAUCGGUCCCGCCGCUAUCGGCGCCGACGGCAGCGUGCAGGACGUGGAGCAGCGGGUCGCGGAUGUGUUCGUGGCUUUCGCUUCCAGCGUCGCAAAGGUAACUGUGGAUAUAGCCUACGAAAGCGGAAGGGAUAGGCUUUAGCAAGGCGUUCGUAGUUAAGCCUAGCCUUUUUCGUGCCCCCGAUUCCGUGUCUAUGUCUUUGCUGCGAGAGCAGGCGAGUGGAGAUAAAUCAAAGACGGCAUGGUGCUAUCGUGAGAUAUUUUCAACCGACAGUCUGAAGUUUGUCAUUUUUUUGGUGCGUUGUAGCUCGAACGCUACCGAUUCCGGAGCGAGUGGUGUCGAUGAAGCACGGCGACCGCCUCCGUGUUUCGGCACUAUUUCAUAAUUGUUGAAAAGACCGUCCCCGGGGAUGAUCGUUUUAACGGUGGUAAGAAAACGACUUUUGUGUUCCCCCGUGGCAGUAAGCAAGCCGGCACGUAAACACCGCAGUGUCACACAGCACCUAAGUCAGCACCAAACCUUGAAUACACCCCCCCCCCCUGAUGAUCCGAAUACCUCACGGCACUUCGCGCUUGGUGAUGUGAGAGCCUGGUCCGGUGAGAGCCCGGCGUGCUCCGUCCCGGCUUUGUAGGGAUGCGAGGUCAAUGGUCUAACGACUACGGCAUGCACGACUAUGAGUACACCCCCCCUC
Messenger RNA from Ectocarpus siliculosus, 1393 nucleotides. The record is from the annotation of a GenBank genome assembly. Lineage: Eukaryota; Phaeophyceae; Ectocarpales; Ectocarpaceae.